GUAUGCCUUGCAUCCGGCUACAUUGUCACCAUCUAUGGACGACAUGAAGAGAAACGAAUAAAAGCAAUGGAAAAGAUUCGGCAAGGUCUUGUAAAAAAUGCAAGUAAAAAACGAGACGACACGAUUUCAGAAACGGCCACUGACAGCAUUACAACGACAGUUGAUGCCCAAAUAGCUAAUCUACGGCUCUGUUCCGAUAUCCGUAGCGCUGUCAUCAAUGCGGAUUAUAUAAUAGAAGCUGUUGUGGAGAAUAAGGAUGUGAAAGAAACGAUAUUCGCUGAAGUACAAAAUCAUUGUCGACCUGAUGCUCUGCUAAUUACCAACACCUCAUCAAUUCGUCUUGUCGAUCUCUUGCCGUCAAUACAUGAUCACAGCCGUUUUGCUGGUCUACAUUUCUUUAAUCCCGUGCCGGUUAUGAAACUCGUAGAAGUUGUCUCAACGCCUGAAAGUUCACCAGAAACACACUCAAGGCUACUAGAAUUUUGUAAAUCGCUCGGAAAACAACCAGUGUCUUGCAAGGAUACUCCAGGAUUUAUCGUUAACCGCUUACUGGUACCAUAUCUUCUUGAUAGUAUUCGAAUGCUUGAGAGAAAAGACGCUACUAAAGAAGAUAUCGACACAGCAUUAUGUUACGGUACAUCAUGUCCGAUGGGUCCAUUAGCACUUUGCGAUUAUGUGGGACUUGACACGAUUCACAACGUUAUGUCCGAUUUUCUUCACUAUACUAAUAAAGUUUCUGUAGUGUGGCGUGAAUCAAUGCCAAACGAUCCGCGUUUUUCGCGCAUUCCACUCCUGGAGCAACUCGUCUCUGAGGGAAAACUUGGACGAAAAACCAAGCAAGGUUUCUACACAUAUUGA
Angiostrongylus costaricensis is the source of this 858-nucleotide messenger RNA. The record is from the annotation of a GenBank genome assembly. NCBI's taxonomy places the organism in Eukaryota, Metazoa, Nematoda, Chromadorea, Rhabditida, Metastrongylidae.